UGAUCGGACUUAUUUUGCUGUGACUCGGCCAUUGCAGAGUGUGCUUUACAAAAGCGUGGAUAACACUUGUUUAGUUUAAUGCAAUUGAAGUCUGUUUUUGUGACACCGAGGACAUGGCAUCGUGGAGCUACGGGGCCUGUUCCCUCUGUCAGCGGCUGGCGGCGGUGAAGAUGAUGAUCAGGACUGUGAGUGCAGCAGCUCAACCAAAGCCGAAGGCAGAUUUCCUGAAAGGAGAACCUCACAGGAAGCACCCAGGAGUGACAAACCUGAAGACUGUGCGGCUACCCGAAGAGCUCCAGGUGGCUGCACAGUCCAUUAUUCACAAAGCACAAGUGCCACAGCUUCCAGAGCGCGUUCAGAAGCUCACAAACUUUCUUUGGAGCCGGAAGCGAGCGGUUGAAGAUUUGACCCUGAGGCAGAAAGCUGUGAGCCUGGAGAAGGAACUCUGGGAGAAAGCCAUGCAGAAGAUCGGAGAUUUCGAUGAGCAACUGCUCGAGGAUCGCAUCAGGAAGAAAGUGUUGUCUGAGCUCAGAAGAACCACGUAUCGCUGGACUCCCUUGAAGUACGAAGAAGAGCUGGGCGUGGUGUACAUGGCGGCUCGGCUGGCUGGAGGCUAUGCAGCAGUGAGGAGAGCUCUAAAUGAGAUUAAAAAGAGGGAUCCUUCAUUUGCUCCUCACUCCCUCCUGGAUUUCGGCUCCGGCUUAGGAACCGUCGCCUGGGCGUCGCAUUCAUGUUGGGGCGACUCUUUGAAGGAGAUGGUGUGCGUGGACAGCUCUGCACCGAUGAAUGUUUUAGCUGAGCGACUCCUCAAAGGCGACAAUGAAAGAGCCAAACCUCACAUCAGAAAUGUCUAUUUCAGACAAUUUCUUCCCGUCUCUCCAAAGGUGCAGUUUGAUCUGGUGGUUGCAGCUUUUACUCUGUCAGAGCUUCCCAGCGGCGUGGACCGAGAGGAGGCAGUGGUGACUCUGUGGAGGAAGACCAAUUCUUACCUGGUUCUGGUGGAAAAUGGUACCAAAGAGGGUCAUCAGAUGCUGAUGGAGGCCAGAGAGUCUUUAUUAAAGAAACAGGAAAAGGUCCUUCAUGACCCUCGACCAGCAUCCAUGUUUGCACCGUGCCCUCAUGAAAUGGUUUGUCCUAAACUGGCCCAGGAGCCCAUCACACCCUGCAACUUCCAGCAGCGCUACCAUCCUCUACCUCUGCCAGGGAAACAUGAGUGUCAGACAGAGAAGUUCAGCUACUUGAUCCUGAGCCGAACAGAACCAGCAAAGGCAGGAGCAGAAGGUCUGGACUGGGGAAGGCUGAUCGCACCAGUGCUGCGCAGAACCCGACACGUCCACUGCCACAUGUGCCGCUCGGAUGGGCAGCUGCAGCACAUGGUGGUGACGGCACGGAAACACAGCCGAGAUGUGUACCGCUGCGCUCGGAACAGCGAUUGGGGAGAUCAGCUGCCAGUCAUUGAACACGUCAAAGAAGAGGAGAUCGACAGCAACUCGGAGAGAUGAUCCAGAUGGAAACUAGUUAAUUCUGGACUGUUUGGAAACAGAAAUCCCUUCAGAAUCUAAAGGCAGAUCGUCUGCUGUAGUGUUUUACUCCAGGUCUGUUUGCUAAACUACAGGAAGUCUAUAGGUCUCUAUUAAACAUUUACAUAUGUUUGGUUUCCCCAACUGUAGUCCAUAAGUAUUUGGAUGUUGUAUUUUUGUGUCUUACUUUGCAUCAAAUGAAAGUUUAGAAAUGUCAAAAUCAGAGGUGUCAAGUAAAAAAGUACAAAUACUUCAUUAAGUACAA
Molecule: messenger RNA, 1785 nt
Organism: Cyprinodon tularosa
Lineage: Eukaryota; Metazoa; Chordata; Actinopteri; Cyprinodontiformes; Cyprinodontidae
Gene: mettl17
Product: methyltransferase like 17
Exons: 14
Coding region: 114-1502 (462 amino acids)
Biological process (GO): translation
Cellular component (GO): mitochondrial small ribosomal subunit
Molecular function (GO): methyltransferase activity; structural constituent of ribosome
Source: RefSeq, a predicted model, not a curated record